CCAGGAAUCUGUAGAUGGUUCUGAAGGAUACAAUAUAUUGUCUAAUUGUAUAAAGUCAAGUACUGGUAAUCACGUACAUUUCAGUGUAAUUCCAAUCAUAUUUACUUCAUCCCUAUACAUCUACGACCAUGGAUUUCUCCGCUUUAAAUAAUGAAGACCGAGUCUACAUCGAGAAGGUGAUGGAGAAAAAGCAGAUGCAAGACUUCCUGCAGCUCUACAGUAAACUGUCUAUCCGCUGUUUCUCUGACUGUGUCAAUGAUUUCUCCACGCGCACUAUCACCGACAAGGAGAGCGCCUGCACCACUUUGUGCGUCGAGAAGUUCAUCAAAAUGUCUCAACGGAUGUCACAACGCUUCGCGGAGCAACACAUGAUUAACCAACAAUAAGAGUAUUAUGUCUAAGUGGAUGCAUACGUGUAUGUGCACCUGUGUUUGUAUAUCUACCUCAUGUACAACAUAGUACAUCUGCAUGAGAUCCAACGGAAAGGCAUACAUGGCUUAGCGCAGCAUAAAAUUAGCAUGCGGGGUUGAACGGCGAGAGCAAGCACAGGUACAGACCGAACUAGGAUACAGCCUCGUAUAUGUAAUAAAGCUACACGUGUCGUUUUACUGAAACUGAG
This is a messenger RNA of Sphaeroforma arctica JP610, 619 nucleotides long. RefSeq lists its product as hypothetical. The coding region runs from base 129 to 386 and encodes 85 amino acids. The record is from RefSeq and is a predicted model, not a curated record. The transcript is spliced from 3 exons. NCBI's taxonomy places the organism in Eukaryota, Ichthyosporea, Ichthyophonida.